Exophiala bonariae is the source of this 990-nucleotide messenger RNA. RefSeq lists its product as uncharacterized. The record is from RefSeq and is a predicted model, not a curated record. The transcript has 2 exons. Lineage: Eukaryota; Fungi; Ascomycota; Eurotiomycetes; Chaetothyriales; Herpotrichiellaceae. Bases 1 to 990 code for a protein of 329 amino acids.
AUGUUUGAGGCGACUAGCGCUACUUUGGACAAAGUCGGUCUCAUUGCGACAUGGGCAGGUAUAUUUUGUCCCUUAACAAAACAAAGUGAUGUGCUGAGUGCGCUUGUGCAAGAUGCUAUUGCUGUUCAGCACGCAUGGGAGAAUAAAAGCAAGACUUCUGGCAUUUUCAGUGCGCAAUUUGAGGCUGCAUCCGCAGUUGUUGCAUCUCUGGGUGCAUAUCUGAUUGGAGCCGCCGUGGUAGCUGCCCUGCCAGAAGAGGCUGCAAUAGCUGCUGUCGCAGCAGCUGCUGAAGGUCUUGGUGAAGCGUACGGACUCUUCUGCCAAGUUGUUUCUCGUGGAGGGGAAGCGCUGACGGCUGCUUCCCAUGCAGCAGAGUCUAUAGCACAUUCGUCUUUGUGCCCACAGACCUCUUCCAAACGCUCUACUGGGAAGCGGGUUCCAUAUGAAGUCGUUGGUUCGACCCACAGAACUCUUGUCGCCCGCAAUGUCAGCUAUAAUCCGUGCUCGGAAUUUCUCAGUUAUUUCAGAAUCGACUUCAGCCUUCCUGCGCAAUUGGAUAGUGUGUGUACAGAUGUAGAAGCAUACAGCCAGUCUGACACCUUGUCAUCUGAUCUAGCGAACGCGACAGCAGUCAUGCAGUCCUUUUGUAGCCCAUACCAGAGCAGCGGGAACAGCACGCUCGCCAUGGAAUUUGCCGACAUUCUGACAGCCUUCCAGAAUGCCAAACCAUUCUGCGACUACAGCAUUGUCCAAACUACUAACAAUUCGACGACGACCUCUUCACUCGGUACAUCUACACGCUCAUCUACGACUUCCACAUACUCCGUCGAAGACUACGUCCUCACUCGGUACAUCUAUACACUCAUCUGCUACUUUCACAGUAAAAACGUCUUCAAUUUCAACCUCAUCCACAAAGUCAUCAAGUACAUCGAAAAGGUCAUCAACUCCACUCUCGCCUACCAAGUCAUCAGCUCUACUGUUGUCCACUAA